AUGACACCGCCCUAUGUUGAUAUCGACCAUAUCCUGGGAAGCUUAACGCUGAACAAAAAGAUCUCUCUCCUCGCUGGAGAAAGCGACUGGCAAACCGUGGGAAUCCCUUCCAAAGGUGUUCCAGCCGUCAAGGUCUCGGACGGUCCCAAUGGCGCCCGCGGGGCCUCGUUUGUCAACUCUACGACGGCAGCAUGCUUCCCCGCGGCGUGCUGCAUCGCCGCAACCUUUGACUCGGAUCUCGCUAGAGACAUUGGCGAGGCCAUGGCCGAAGAGACUCGGUCCAAAGGCGCCAGGUGCCUGCUGGGACCGACUGUGUGCAUCCAUCGCCAUCCGCUCGGCGGCCGCAACUUUGAGUCCUUCUCUGAGGACCCCUUUCUCUCGUGGAAGCUCGCUGCUCAAUAUAUCAACGGGCUCCAAUCUCAAGGCGUGUCUGCUACAAUCAAGCAUUUUGCGGCCAACGAGCAAGAAACUCAGCGUCUAACGGUUGAUACUGUGGUUGGGGAGCGCGCGCUGCGGGAAAUCUAUCUCCGUCCGUUCGAGAUUGCAGUCAAGGAGGCCAACCCGUGGGCCAUCAUGACGUCUUACAAUCUGCUAAACGGCGAACAUGCCGACUCCAACAAGUACCUGCUCCAGCAAGUCCUCCGGGGCGAUUGGGGCUGGGAAGGGCUGGUGGUUAGCGACUGGGGCGGCACCAACUCGACGGCGGACGCCCUCAACGCCGGGCUCGACCUCGAGAUGCCCGGUCCAACAAGAUGGCGAAAGCAAGAGGCCGUUCUUGAAGCAAUAAGGGCCGGACAGCUGACAGAAGAGACCAUCGAUCAGCGGGUGAAGCAGCUGUUGGCCUUUCUAGAACGGCUUGGAUGUUUCCGUGACCCUCGUAUCCCAGACGAGCAGGCUAUCAACGACCCGAGACACCGGUCGCUUAUCCGCGAGGUGGGCUCUCGCGGUCUCGUUCUCCUAAAGAACGACGCAAACAUCUUGCCACUAAAGCCAGCCGAAUUACACGGCAAGAAGAUCGCAUUGCUCGGGCACGCAAAGACGGCACUAGCUCAUGGGGGUGGCAGCGCCUCGAUCGUCGCUCAUUACAAGGUUACUCCCUGGGACGCCCUGAAGAACGCACUCGGCGACCAAGUUGCACUCUCUUACGCAAAAGGUGCCGAUACGCUUCGCUACUUGCCUCCAGUCACCACAGGCGUCCUUGACCUGGACGGCAAUCCCGGUUUCACGUACAAACGAUACGAGCCCAACAAUCCUGUCCCAGUCGAGAUCAAGCAGAUGCACCCUGACUCGUUUGUCUCUGUCUUUGCCUCGGUCGGCUUUAGAGACUGCGACGUCAGCCUCGAAGGUCUAUUCGAGGUCCACGAGACGGGGGAGUACUACUUCUCGUGCGCAGGCCUUGGGCCGAGUAAGCUCUUGAUCGACGAUCAACUCGUCGAGGAGCAAACCGACAACUAUCCAGAUGCCAUGGGGUUCAUGUUUGGCGGCGCAUUUUCAAACACAAUCAAGGUCCAUCUGGAUGGAGGCAGGAAGUACAAGAUUUCGGCACACACCUCUCCGCCGACUCCCAAAGAGGGCGAGGUCGAGGACAUGGGGCUUCUGGAGGGCCACGUUGGUCUUCAGGUUGGCUUUGCGCCUGCUCUCCAGCUCGACUGGGACUAUACGGCCGAGGCAGUGCACCUCGCCCAGGAGACCGACAUGGCCAUCGUCUUUACUGGGCAUGAGCCGGUUUGGGAGACUGAGGGCAAAGAUCAGGUCAGCUUCCACCUCCCCAAAGAUGGGAGCCAGGACCGGCUUGUUUCCGCUGUGGCCGAGGUCAACCCCAAUGUCAUCGUUGUGAAUUCCACAGGAGUUCCCAUCGCGAUGCCGUGGCUUGACAAGAUCAAGGCCCUCGUCCAGUCGUGGUACCCUGGCCAAGAGUGUGGCAAUGCUAUUGCCGACAUCCUUACGGGACGAACUACCCCUGAAGGCCACCUACCUUGCACGUUCCCCCGAGAUAUCCGCGAUUGUCCCGCUUACGGAAACUUUCCCGGCCAGUCCGUGAACAAAAAGUUGACAGUCACAUACCAAGAAGGCGUCUUUGUUGGAUAUCGCCACUUCGACCUCCUCGCUGACGACAAGAUCAAUUUCCCCUUUGGCUUCGGACUCUCCUACACAUCCUUUGACUUGCAAGACUUUAGCGUACAAAAGACCAACAACAACACGCUCGACGAAAAUGCGCCAAAGACAGACCCAAAGAAGCAACUCGCCGGUUUCAAAAAGGUUAGACUGCAACCGCAAGAGUCACAGGUGGUACGGAUUCCCAUUCAAGACCGAGACUUUGCCACCUACGAUGAGGCGGAACGUCGAUGGGCUGUGCGGGGGGGAGUUUACCGUUUCAUGCUUGGGAGCACUUUUGCCCCGUCCCACCAUAUACAUUGA
Fusarium vanettenii 77-13-4 is the source of this 2418-nucleotide messenger RNA. RefSeq lists its product as uncharacterized. Bases 1 to 2418 code for a protein of 805 amino acids. The transcript is spliced from 5 exons. Lineage: Eukaryota; Fungi; Ascomycota; Sordariomycetes; Hypocreales; Nectriaceae. Gene Ontology annotation, molecular function: beta-glucosidase activity. Gene Ontology annotation, biological process: glucan catabolic process. The record is from RefSeq and is a predicted model, not a curated record.